CUGUCUGCUGGCUUGAGUUAGCUACUUCAUGCUAGGCAAGGAAAUGUCCCAUUCUGGUGAAUUGUUACUGCAUAAUUUCACCUUUCUGUAAGCAGGCAGACAUGUAGCGGCGACUGUAGAAUAAACACUGCCACUUGGUUUGUGUUUCUAAAGCCUAAUCUUGUCUCAAACCCCACCAGGUUUCACACUGUUACUGUAGUUUACAAACAGUAACGUUACGGAGCACGACGACUCCCCUAAACCAAAAAAAAAUGCCAUCGAGAAAUCAUCUUGACAAAAUCGGGAGGAAGAAGAAGAAGAAAUGGACAGAGGAGGCCAUGGAACGUGCACUGAUUGAGGUGAAGUCGGGAAGGUGUACGGUGAGACAGGCUGCCAAAGAGUUUGGAGUCCCUAAAUCCUCACUGGGGGACAGAGUCAGUGGACGGGUGACACCAGGGAGUCGCAGCGGGCCAGCUCAGCUUAUAACGUCUGCCGACGAGGAGCUGUUGGUGGAGUUCUCUUUAUACAUGUCCAAACACGGAUUUCCACUGACCAAGCAACAGCUGGUGUCCUUUGCCUCAUCCAUUUAUAAGCGGCAGCAUCGGAGGGUGGCAUUUUCUAAACUAGGCCAGACCUGGUGGCUCAAUUUUAGAAAACGGCAAGAAAAGAAUAUUACCAUUCAGCCAGCAGACAAUGUUGUCCGUGGGAGGACAGUAUGUGUGAGGAAGGAAGCAGUGGAUCAGUUUUUUCAUUUACUGAGCACUGUCAUGGACGCUCAUGGGCUCAGAGACAAGCCUCACCAAAUCUUCAACUGCAAUGAGAUGGGCUUUCAGCUGGGCAGGAAGAGGGUAAUUCUCCCCAAAUCUGCCAGUCUGGGCUACAAGCCAGCACCAGGCCUGAGGGACCACAUCUCUGUCCUGGCUUGCUUUAGCGCAGCUGGAGAGGACAUUCCCCCAUUUAUUAUCUACUCAAAGGCCUAUCCAGGGGGAGUAUGUUACAAGACACAAGGGCCUCUGAAUGCCCUCUAUGGAUGGUCAGACUCGGGGUGCGUCAACUCUGACCUUUUCAAGAAAUGGUUCCUCAAACACUUCCUCCUGCACGCACCGAAGAAGCGUCCGCUGCUGCUGAUGUUCGACGGCCACAAGUCCCCCGUGAACCUCGAGGUGGUGGAAGCAGCUCGCAGGGAGGACGUCAUCCUCCUGUGCCUUCCGCCUCAUUGCUCUCACAUCCUGCAGCCGCUCGACGCGGGUCUCUUUGUCCUCCUGAAGCAGCGUUUCGCAGCGCUCAUCGGUGAUGGUGGCGCCGCUGAUAAUCACUUUGCAGUCAGCAAGAAAGAGUUCUCAGGUGUGUUUAAAGGGGCGUAUCAGAUAGUGAACGAGGAGGAGGAAGGUGUCAGGACUGUGAAAGAGGGCUUUAGGAAAUGUGGCAUCUACCCGUUGAACCACUUCACCAUCAACGAGGGUCAUUUAAUGCCAUCGCUCGGCAUGGGCCCGGCAGCUGGACCCUCGCUGUCCACAUCAGCACAGGGGGUGCACGCUGUAGGAGACCUCACAGCUGCUGGACCCUCCUCCUAACGCAUUACUACCCAAGACUAUCAAUCAGCUGUCAGUACCUUUUAAGGAAAGAGUUUGACUGCAUAAUUUAACAACACUUGAAUGAAGACAGACUGUAUCUGCCAUUUGAAAUACCAAAUGGGUUUACACUCCCUCCCUCGGCCUCCCUGCAGAGCGCUCUGUUUGUCAGAAGAGAAGGAAUGUGUUGAUAUUAAUUGCCGUUGUGCUCAGAUGUGAUGGUUAAGUCAAAAUGUUUGAAUGCUGCACAACAGCAGUUUCCAACCCCGCGGAGGCCUGAAGAAGAUUAUCAAACGAAUAAAAAAGGGAAAAAACUGUAUUUCUAUAUUGUCUAAGAUUUCUCUAUUUAUUGCCCUUUUCUUGUGAAAUACUGGAUACUUUAAACUCUUCAGGCCUGUCAAAAUCAUUCAUUCAUUCAUAUAAGCUGAGGCAGAAACAUGGGUUCAUUUUAGGGAACACAAUCUCUGCUCUGUCAUUUUGUUCUUGUGUGUCAUGUAAUUGAUGGCCAGCCAGCUACAUAAGCUAACUAACAUCAAGCAGUGUAAAUAGUUGUGCUUGAUUUAUCUGCUAAUCUACAAGGCGUGUAAUGUGAGCUAGUUUUUCUAACUCUGCUCUGGACUGAUCAAACAAGUUGUUUACUCGUUCAACGUGUAUUCAUUCAGCUGUUAACAGAUUCACCUCAUUGUUCUUAACAUGCCUACAAAGAUAAAAGGACAGAUUUAAAACGUCCACGUUAUUCUCCAUAGUUACAGGAACUAGUACAUUGUGAAAAUGUAGUCAAAUGUUGCCGUCUGUCAAGAUUUAUUAUUGUCCAGUAUCCAUUCAAGCAUGCUGUGAAACCCACUGAGAGAACACGGGGAUAACAAUGUUUUUUUAUAUAAAUUAUAAAAAUCUACUAAUAGACGGGAAAAGAUAACAUGUCUUUGAAACUGCUAACAAUAUUCUGUGAAUCUGUUAUUCCUUUGUUUGAGUAUUCUAAAUGUACUUGGUUCAUUAAGUAGUUAUAAAAGGAAUAUAUUGUAUAAAAUACUGAAGAACUGAGAAGAGUUUAUCCCUUUUUUAAUUUGGGGAGGAAAUACUUUAUACAGAAAUGUGUUUUUCAAAUAUACAAUAUAAUAUAUCUCAGGGGGGAACUCCAAUAAAGAAUAAAGGUAUUUUUGAAAUA
Morone saxatilis (striped sea-bass) is the source of this 2715-nucleotide messenger RNA. RefSeq lists its product as uncharacterized. Lineage: Eukaryota; Metazoa; Chordata; Actinopteri; Moronidae. Bases 252 to 1553 code for a protein of 433 amino acids. Gene Ontology annotation, molecular function: DNA binding. Gene Ontology annotation, cellular component: nucleus. The record is from RefSeq and is a predicted model, not a curated record. The transcript has 2 exons.